UUUGAAGGUGCAGCCGCUGUACAUGGUUAUAGAGGCUAUCAGAAGGUCUUGGUGUUUUCAUUUAACUCAGAGAGCGCAGAAGUAAUCCCCAAAAAGAGUCCGUGGUCCCAGUGUCCUAAAAUUCCGGAGUUCAGAAAGAUUCCUUAGAUCACCUUCCCAACUGCUGUGAAUAAAUCUUGAGAAGAACAAUUUUAGACAGGAUAACAGAAGAAUGUGCUUCCUCUCAGUUUACACAACGCAAAGGCUUAUCAGAAGCUGUAUCUGUGGGAAAGUGUUUUCAUUGUGACUGCCCACUUUGGAUAAAAGUAUCACGCCCAGUCCAUCCUCUGCAGUGAAACCACGCGUUCACUUGUCACGUUGCGCCAUAGGAUGUCCCGUAGCCCUGAGGUGAAAGAGGAUCCAAUGGAGUGCCCUCUCUGCAUGGAACCCCUGGAGAUUGAUGACGUUAACUUCUUUCCCUGCACCUGCGGCUACCAAAUCUGCCGUUUCUGCUGGCACCGCAUCCGCACCGAUGAAAACGGCCUCUGUCCUGCUUGCAGGAAGCCCUAUCCAGAAGACCCAGCUGUAUACAAACCUCUGUCUCAGGAAGAGCUGCAGAGGAUAAAGAACGAGAAGAAGCAGAAGCAGAACGAGCGCAAGCAGAAGAUCACAGAGAACCGCAAACACCUGGCCAGUGUGCGCGUCGUCCAGAGGAACCUGGUGUUUGUGGUGGGGCUAUCGCAGAGGCUCGCUGACCCAGAGGUCUUAAAGAGGCCAGAAUAUUUUGGAAAGUUUGGGAAGAUCCAUAAAGUGGUCAUCAAUAACAGCACUUCAUACGCUGGCUCACAGGGUCCUAGUGCUAGUGCCUAUGUCACUUAUAUUCGGUCAGAAGAUGCCCUUAGAGCUAUACAGUGUGUCAACAACGUAGUAGUAGAUGGCAGAACUCUUAAGGCCUCUUUAGGUACAACAAAGUACUGCAGUUACUUUCUAAAAAGCAUGCAGUGUCCCAAACCGGACUGCAUGUAUCUACAUGAGCUAGGUGAUGAGGCAGCCAGUUUCACAAAAGAGGAAAUGCAGGCGGGAAAGCAUCAAGAAUACGAACAGAAACUUUUACAGGAGCUCUACAAAAUGAACCCGAACUUCCUACAGACAUCCACUGGGACUGGGGAAAAGACAAAAAGCAAAUCAGGCUCUGUACAGAGUUCCAAUAAUAUCAAUAAAGAUGCUUGGCCAUCGUUACAGCCCAUGGGAAAGACGCCCAAUGGGCUUCCAGAACUCCGCAAGAGUCCGCCUCUGGAUGGAGGCUCAGACUGUGAGCACUUGACUCCUGACGGGCCAGACUCUGAGCUUAGCCUCAGACCUCUUCCAGCCCUCUCGCCUUUCUCUUCAAACUGUGAACCUGCCAGUCCCAGUGAAAAAACAACAGAAGCCAUCAGUAUAGGAAACGGAGAGACACCACAGAUUCCCUGCAGUGACUCGCCGUCGCCUCCUCCAGGUCUGCCCAAGCCGUGUCUGGUGGUGUCUGCCAACACAGCGGGUUUAACAGCACGGUCACCUUUCGAGGGGGCAGGCACCGAGUCGCAGUCACUGUUCUCUGACAACAGCAACUUCAGACACCCGAACCCCAUCCCCAGUAGCAGCAGUGUUCCUGGUUUUCCAAGCUCCACACAGAGCAAUCCAGACUGGCCCACCGCUCCUGAACCACAGAGCCUGUUUACAUCAGAUACCAUACCAGUUUCAUCCUCCACGGACUGGCAAGCGGCCUUUGGCUUUGGCUCUUCCACCAAGCAGCAGGAGGACGACCUCGGGUUUGACCCGUUCGACAUCACGAGCAAGGCGCUGGCUGACCUCAUUGAGAAGGAACUUUCAGUACAGGACAAAACUUCAUUGCCCAUGAGCCAUGUGACCCCAGCACCAGGUUUCCCUCCUCAUAUCCCCAGCUCACUUCAUAGUGCCAAGGGCCCAGUGCUGCCUCCUGCCUCAUCCACACACCUCCCCCUGAACUGUGGGCUGGCCCCGCGAGCCUUCUCCCACCACCUCCAACAUCCCCAGCUCUCCCAGCGUCCUGGCUACGCCUCAUUCGGCUUGCCCGGACACGCACAGACGCUGGCAUCUCGCCAUAGCUGGCUGACCAUGACAGCACGUGCCAAUCUGCCACACCUGAACCACACCACACAACAUAACAGCAGCUUCUUGGACUUGAGUUUGCCACCGCAGCAACAGCAGCAGCAGCAUAGUACAGGUCUAGGAGGAAUCCCCAUUACAGAAAACGGCAAUUCAGUAGAGAGCAUAAAUGUCAAAGAAUGGCAAGAUGGCCUUCGAGCUCUUUUACCCAACAUCAACAUCAAUUUCGGUGGCUUGCCCAACUCCUCGUCCUCAUCUUCAUCCUCGUCCUCUUCAUCAUCCUCGUCCGGCGUGAACCACACAGGGGGCAUGACGCACAGCCUGAGCUGGGAUGGCACGGCCAGCUGGAUGGACCCCGCAAUCAUCACAGGUGUCCCAGCGUCCUCGGCUAACUGUCUGGACUCUCUUCAGGAUGACAGUCCUCCACAUUGGCUAAAAUCCCUGCAGGCGCUGACAGAGAUGGACGUACCCUCUGGCUCCACAGUACCCCCUCAGCCCUCACACAGUACACCCUUUAGUACCCAGAUGUCUCUCCACAGAGCCAGUUGGGCACCCUACCUUCCCCCAGGCACUGCCAGUGCUGCCGGCCAGUUCCACUCUCCCCCACCAGGCUUCCAGACAGCAUUCAGAGCCUCGGCUCAGCCCCCCACAGACCUGCUGCAGAGUGCCGGACUGGACCGCCAUUAGGGACUGGGACACGAACACCCCCUUCCUUUACUCUGAGAAAACCCAAUACACAGCAAGAUGAAUAAAUAUGAAAUUACAGACCUGUUAAAGUAAUUAUGAGAUUAUGUAUUCUUUUUUUUUUUUUUCCUUCCACUUCUUGGUCUUUUGAGCUCAUUUUAACUCUCGGUUUCACGUUUACUAUUUGGUUCAUGUUGCCCAAGUGCUCUUAUUCCAGCACAAAAAGGAAGUUCUUGAACAAAGCUUUGUUGAAAGUUGAGUAAGGAAUUUGGUGAUGAUGAAGCUCAUGUUUAUGUGGAAAUCAUGGAAGUAAACUGAUUAUUGAAGUAGAGAAUAUUCCAUUGAAACAGUAGUGUGUCGAUCAAAUCUGCCUUUAUAUCUGUACCAAAUAAUUACCCCUUCUCUGUCUGUGUACACAGUCGAGGCCCUUUCCUCUCACCUCUUAAGGUUGACAUUUCGAAGAAACGAAACAAGGAGCCAACAGAGUUGGAUUUGUUUUCAUUUUUGCAUUGUUUGAGCUUUCAAGGAAGUUUGAAAGUAAAGGCUGAACGGAGAAAUCUGUGCUCCGCUCCCCCCAUUGAAAGUUGAGCUUUUAAAGGAACAGUCCACCAUACUUCCAUAAUGAAAUAUGCUC
Molecule: messenger RNA, 3421 nt
Organism: Neoarius graeffei (lesser salmon catfish)
Lineage: Eukaryota; Metazoa; Chordata; Actinopteri; Siluriformes; Ariidae
Gene: cnot4b
Product: CCR4-NOT transcription complex, subunit 4b
Exons: 14
Coding region: 370-2790 (806 amino acids)
Biological process (GO): protein ubiquitination
Cellular component (GO): CCR4-NOT complex
Molecular function (GO): ubiquitin-protein transferase activity; RNA binding; metal ion binding
Source: RefSeq, a predicted model, not a curated record